This is a messenger RNA of Aureobasidium musti, 1704 nucleotides long. Lineage: Eukaryota; Fungi; Ascomycota; Dothideomycetes; Dothideales; Saccotheciaceae. The record is from the annotation of a GenBank genome assembly.
GACAUGGAUUCGACGUUACAGGCACUCGUCAAUGAGUGGCUUCGCCUCGAUCAAGAUGUCUCGACGCGCUCAGAAAUCGAGAAACUCGUUGCCGAGAACAACAUCGCCGAACUUCGACUACGACUUCAGAAGCGUAUUGCCUUUGGUACUGCUGGAUUGCGUGGAAGGAUGGAAGCCGGCUUCUCGCGCAUGAACUCUCUCACUGUCAUUCAAGCCUCCCAAGGUCUGGCUGAAUACCUACUCAAGACUAAUUCUGGUACCAAAACUCAAGGUGUCGUGAUCGGAAGAGACGCCCGUCACAACUCUGACAAGUUUGCCAAAUUGGUUGCUGCUGUCUUUGUAGCAAAAGCCAUUCCUGUCAAAUGGCUAGGCCAAGUACACACUCCACUUGUACCCUAUACUGUUGGCCAUCUGGGUGCAGCCGCCGGCGUCAUGAUCACUGCUUCACACAACCCAGCUGCCGACAACGGUUACAAAGUAUACUGGGGAAAUGGAUGUCAGAUUAUCCCGCCACACGAUGCUGGAAUUGCUGCAUCUAUCGAUGCAAAUCUGGAGCCAAUCACUUGGAAUGUAGAUGUCCUCGAACAGGGAAGCCCUCUUGUAACCAACGCUCUUCAGCAAGUCCAACAAGGAUAUAUGGCCACCGUUGCAAGAAUCGCGACAGUCUCAAAUCCAGAUGGUUCUGUACCCUUUGUCUACACACCAAUGCACGGAGUUGGUUUACCAUUCUUCACAUCAGUGAUGAAAUCAUUGGGGUUGGAAACCAAAAUGCAUGUCGUUCAGGAGCAGGCCCAUCCAGACCCUGACUUCCCAACUGUACGCUUUCCUAAUCCCGAAGAGAAGGGAGCUCUGGAUCUUGCCAAACAAGUCGCGGAUCAAAACGGCAUCAAGCUGAUCCUAGCUAAUGACCCUGACGCCGAUAGAUUUGCGGCUGCGGAGAAGGUGGAUGGUGAGUGGAGGCAACUGACUGGCAAUCAGAUGGGUGUUCUACUUGCCUCACAUAUUCCGGACACAUAUCAACCCAAACAGAGCAGUAAGGGUCUAGCAAUGCUGUCAUCAACAGUUUCUUCAAAAAUGCUGGCAAGCAUGGCCACUACCAGCGGCAAAUUUCACUGGGAAGAGACCUUAACAGGCUUCAAAUGGUUGGGAAACAGAUCUCGCGAGCUGCAACAACAAGGCUACGAGGCACUUNUUGCUUAUGAAGAGGCUAUUGGCUACAUGUUCAGCGAAGUGGUCUUCGACAAAGAUGGCGUUGCCGCAGCUGCUGUUUUCCUAGCAGCCUGCGAUCGCUGGAACAAGCAAGGACUGUCUCCAUGGGCCAAGUACAACGAGCUCUGCAAAGAGUAUGGUUACUUUGAAGAUGCCAAUACAUAUGUCAUCUCACCUUCUUCGGAUGUCACCAACGCAGUCUUCGAGCAAAUACGACAGCAAAAGCCUACAAAUGUUGGAAGUCGCAAGAUUCUUCGUUGGCGCGACCUCACCAUCGGAUAUGACUCUGCAACACCCGACAACAAACCAACGCUGCCAGUCGACAAAAGUUCGCAGAUGAUCAGCUGCGAGCUCGCGGGUAAUGUGCACUUCACAUUUUACAUCGAAGGUAGUGCAAGCUCAUCGCAGGAAGCAAAGGCAUCAGCGCAGGAGGUCCUCGAAGACUUGAUGAAAGAAUGGUUCAAGCCUGAAGUAAACAGCCUGAAAAGAGAGUAA